Aureobasidium vineae is the source of this 1518-nucleotide messenger RNA. The record is from the annotation of a GenBank genome assembly. NCBI's taxonomy places the organism in Eukaryota, Fungi, Ascomycota, Dothideomycetes, Dothideales, Saccotheciaceae.
AUGCCAACCAAACCCAAGCCCCGUCGCGGAAGCCGUCAAUCGACAAGCCCUUACACGCACGAACCGAAACCCCAGCAAGAACGUGAAGAUGGCAGGCUGCCCGAAUACAACCACAAUGGUCAUGCUGUGACUCCGGGCAUCAAACCUAACGGCGAAAGUGGUAGACGCGGAUUUCAUCCUCUCCACUUCUUCAAAAUCUGCUGGGCCAGUUCGUGUACCGCUUCCAAAUAUGUGAACGUGCUAUGGCCAUUCGUUCCUGCCGCCAUCGCCUUGGUAAGUAGAGCAUCUCUGUCACUUUGUAUUCAAUCCUCUGACACUGUUCUGCAANNGCACUUCGCCAGACCUCAAGAACGACUCUGGAUCUUCAUCUUGGCUUACAUUGCCAUGGUCCCAUCAGCAAACCUUAUUGGAUUCGCUGGACAAGAACUAGCCAGAAAGCUUCCAACUGUUCUUGGUGUUGUUCUUGAGACCACAUUAGGCUCUCUGGUUGAGAUGAUUCUCUUCAUUGUCCUUCUGGUGAACCAAGGAGAACAAGGCGUUCCAAUUGUUCAAGCCGCCAUUCUUGGUAGCAUUUUGGCAAACCUGCUGCUCUGUAUGGGUCUCUGCUUCUUCUUCGGAGGUCUGCGCCGUCAUGAACAGACGUUCCACGACGUCGUUAGUGAUACUGGAAGCAAUCUGAUGCUGGUUGCCGGCUUCGCUCUCGUUAUUCCAGUCACGUAUGCCAACGCUCUUGCAGGCCGUCAGAACCUCACAGAAGAAAUCCUCAGGAUGGAAGUUGUCAAGAUCUCUCGGGCUACCGCGAUCGUCCUUCUUAUCGCCUUUGCAGUCUACACCUUCUUCCAGAUGAAGUCGCAUCAUGGACUUUACGACGACAUCCUCGAAGAGGACGAGCAGAACGACGCUGAUCGUCACCGUGAUUUGGCCAAAGCGAAGCUUACUCUUACCGAGUCCAUCCUUGCUCUUGCUAUUGCUAUCACUUUCGUCUCGAUGAUGGCCGUAUUCCUGGUUCAGAAUAUUGAAUACAUGAAAAACAACCGCAACUUGUCGGAUGCCUUCCUGGGUCUUAUCCUGGUUCCGCUUGUUGAGAAAGCUGCCGAGCACAUCACCGCGAUCGACGAAGCAUGGGACAAUCAGAUGAACUUUGCAUUGUCACACAUCCUCGGUGCAUCUAUCCAGACUGCAUUGCUAAACACUCCGCUUGCAGUCAUCGUUGGCUGGGGCCUGGUAUGUCACCGCGGUCAUCAUCCGAAUGAGUUCGGUCUCGUUGCUAACAGUGUUUUAGAANNAGUACACAUGUCUCUCAACUUCGAGAUGUUCGAUGCCGUCGUCCUCAUCCUAGCUAUCCUCGUGGUUGGCCAAUUCUUGCGUGACGGCAAAUCUAAUUACCUGGAAGGAGUCUUGUGUUUCCUUGUUUACGUGCUCAUCGCAGUUGCUGCCUUCUAUUAUCCCAACCCAGUUGAGGGCGAGGAGAGCGCUGGCAGCAGUACAUCAAGCGAAGGCGCUGCCAAGUUCAGAUGA